AUGUCCUCACCUACCUCAAGCGCCCGGGCUGGUAGCCAUCGCGGUGGCUCUUCAUCAAUAUCAGCCUUGGUAUCCACUUUGGUGCCAUGCAUCGUUGUCGCUGGCUUUCUUGUGGGAGCCUUCCUGAUGCUUCGUGUCAAGUUGAGAAGAGUAUAUGCCCCAAGGACGUAUCACGACGCACUUUACGAUGAUGAAAAGACGCCGUCAGCAGGACCGAGCACUUUUGGCUGGCUCAGUCACUUCAGCGGAUUGAGUGAUGACUAUGUACUCAAUCACCAUUCGUUGGACGCAUACCUCUAUAUGCGCUUUCUGAAGGUCCUUACUUUGAUGUGUUUUGUUGGUGCCAUAGUCACUUGGCCAAUCCUAUUCCCUGUCAACGGCACAGGCGGUGCUGGGGAGUCAGGGUUAGAUGUCCUCUCUUUUUCCAACAUCUCGGACUCCAACCCAGCAAGAUAUUUCGCUCAUGCGGUAAUAGCCUGGGUCUUCUUUGGCUGGGUGAUGUUCCUUGUUGGCAGGGAGAUGCUGUAUCUCGUCAAAGUCCGACGGGCUUACCUUCUGUCAACGUGGAACGCUAGCCGGAUCUCGCAACGCACGGUGCUAUUCACUGACGUACCUGAAAAGAGCUUGACGCUGGAGCACUUGCACUCUAUGUUCCCUCAGGUGGCACAGGUCUGGUUGGUGCCAGCCGUAGAGGAAUUGGAGGACGAUGUUGAAGAUCUUGAAAAGAUGGUCUCGAAGCUGGAGGCGAGCGAAAUCAAACUAAUCCAAACGGUGAACAAGCAAAGAAUCAAGAAUGGAGAGAAAGAGUCGAGUGUUGAUACAGAUUCACGACCAAAGCACAGGCUCAAAUUUCUGAUCGGCGAGAAAGUCGACUCCAUAAGCUACUAUCGCAAGCAGGUUGCAGAACUGCUCCCCAAGAUUCGCUCGGCACAGCGGUCCCAUCUAGCUGGCAAAGAAAGACUAGUCGGUGCAGUCUUCAUCGAGUUCGAGACCAUGGCAGCUGCGGAAAAAGCUUUCGACGAUAAACAACAUCGCAGACCUACCGAUUUUUCAGCUCGUCAGAUGGGCGUUCUGCCUGAUGAGGUCAUCUGGAAAAAUUUGGGCAUGGGGGCCAAGAGCAGAAUGAUACGUCACAUUGCAGCUACUAUUGCAAUCUCUGUGCUCAUCGCGUUUUGGAGUAUACCAGUGGCAAUUGUCGGUGUCAUAAGCAACGUAAAUUACCUUACUGAGAACGUACCUUUCUUGGGAUUCAUUGAUAGCAUACCGAGCGUCAUCUUAGGUGUGGUGACGGGUCUGCUCCCGGUAUUGUUACUUGCCGUGCUCAUGGCCUUAGUACCAGUUAUCUGCCGCUUUCUUGCAAAGUUGUCGGGAGCCGCCACUACCUCGGAUGUGGAACAACAAUGCCAGAAAUGGUACUUUGCUUUUCAAGUAAUUCAAGUCUUCCUGGUCACAACAUUCACCUCUGGUGCCGCAGCAGUGGCAAGCCAGAUCGUCACAGAUCCUACGCAAGCUGUCCCACUUCUCUCACAGAACCUGCCAAAAGCUUCCAACUUCUACAUCUCCUACUUCAUUCUGUACGGUGUUGCUAACGCGGCACGGUAUUUGUUCAACUUGAUAGGGUUGCUCGGUGCUGUAGUUCUGAGCAAGUUUGCUAAGACACCAAGGAAAAAGUACUUGCGCUACAUCAAAUUCACAGAACCUUCAUGGGGAGCCGAAUAUCCAAAGUGGACCAAUCUGGGAGUCAUUGCCAUCUGCUAUGCUGUUAUCGCGCCGCUCGUGUUGGGAUUUGCGACCGUUGGCAUCGGCCUCAUCUACCUGUCGUACCGAUACAACAUGUUCUAUGUGCACGACACGCACAUCGACACAAAAGGCGGAUUCUAUGCGCGAGCUCUUGAGCAACUAAUGGUUGGUGUCUAUCUCGGCGAGCUCUGUCUAUUGGGCCUUUUUGGUCUUAAUAUUGGGAACAGCGUUGUGUCUGCCGGCCCCACAGUCAUGCAAGGCGUGCUGAUUGUAAUGACAGUCGUCUUCCACCUUUUCAUGAAGAGGAAGAUCAAACACUCAAAUUUGUCUUUCCAUGCGGCAAAAUUUGAUGCGCGAGAUGCUGAAAAUGGACAAGCUGGUGACCAAACUAUCGCGCCUCAGGGUCUCAGGGACAGCAGCCGGACAUCAGACCAGGGUCUGGUCUCGAGUGACAAUGACCAAGAGGACAGACACAUGACCUAUUCAGAGAACAACCAACUCGAAUCACCUUCCAGUGCCCCGUUGAAGAGAUCACCGCUACAGCGCGUAUUCUCUCCACACACGCUGUCUGUAGACCAGAUCUCUGCCUCUUUGAUUCCUCGCUUCAACCACCCGGUGCCUCCAUACACGAGACAGGACGUUUUGGAAGCAUACCUGCAUCCAGCUAUGGCUCAGCGACGUGAAGUCAUUUGGCUCGCUAGAGAUUCAACAGGCUUGAGCAAGAACGAAGUCGCAGAGUUGUUAGACCGCCUAGGAAGUCAUCACGUUGAGAUCACAGAUGAGGGAGCCACGAUGAAUGAGAAAGGCAAGGUCUUUUGGGACGAUACGAAUGUCAAGCAGGCGCCGUUAUGGAAAAGUCCAAUUGUAUAUUAG
Messenger RNA from Boeremia exigua, 2613 nucleotides. RefSeq lists its product as uncharacterized. Gene Ontology annotation, molecular function: calcium-activated cation channel activity. The transcript has 3 exons. Gene Ontology annotation, cellular component: plasma membrane. The coding region runs from base 1 to 2613 and encodes 870 amino acids. The record is from RefSeq and is a predicted model, not a curated record. NCBI's taxonomy places the organism in Eukaryota, Fungi, Ascomycota, Dothideomycetes, Pleosporales, Didymellaceae.